GAGGCGCCUCCUGGAGUCAAAGCAGAGUCGAGAAAGUCUUCAGACGAGUCCAUUAUCCAUGACUCUCGUAGGGAAUUCCCCUAGAGAAGAGGAAUCCUCGUUUGGAGACUGGCCAGGCAUCUGAAGUCUGCUUUGGAUUCUGAAGACUUGUUUGAGGCCGGAGAUUCCAUCUUCCGGGAUGUGGCAGAUUCUAAAGAUAGGCCAAGUGCCGGGUAGUUGGAACUUUACGAAUCAAAAUGAUUUCAUUUAUUAAUUCAUUGUGUUCUAAUGUGUUUGGACUAGUUGCUAGCUACAUGCCAGCUCCUAGGAGUAUUGUUGAGGAAGUUGCUUCCUAUUAUACUGUUAUACCUGGAACGGAUUUCGACGUUGGCAUCGUCUUGACAAAAGUGCCAAAGGAGAACCCGGUAUUUGAUCUUGGAUUGGCCACAGGAGUCACCGCAGCGAUUGUUUCUUGUUGCGUUGCGGCGGCUUCUGUUGGAUUAUUUGCUUACAAGAAAUACGGAGACCUCAAGAAACUUUACGAUAGAACCGAAUGCGACCUAGGCAAACAAAAGGAUGACGCGGAGGCCGAAAAUAGGAAGUUAAAUGAUAUGCUAGAUGAAAAGGACAGGAUGCUACAAGAACUCUCAGAUCAAUACGAAGAGGAGUUCCGAAAAAUGGCCGAUACGAUAAAUGAAUUGGAAAUCGAAAACCAGAACAUGGACGACGAACUUGAAAGUGCUCUCCGUCUUGAGAAGGAGGCGGAGGCUUUGCUGGAAGACGGCAUAGCACGAGAGCUUGAGAUGGAAGAAUUGCUCCUGCUGAAAGAUCGCCAAAUAGACGAUUUAUUAAGCGAAGGAAGAAGAUUGAAGUUCGAACGCCAACAAUUGACCAAGAUGAUUGAAAAAGAUCAUAUGCAGAAGAAAUCACUGUUGGCAGAACUGAAAGAGGCACAGAUGGAGAUGGAACAUUGCAUCAAUAUCAUAGAGGAAAGAGAAAACAAUCUUAGAGUUUACUAUGAAGGAGAAAUCCAGAAGAAGGAUGAGAUGAUUGAAAGCCUUCAUGAGAAACUCGAGGUUGCUCUCCAGCGCGAAAAGGAAAUGGAGAGCUUGUUAGUUGAAGCGAAAGGAAACGAAAGAAAGGUCAUCCUUUUCCGGGAACAGCUGGAGAACAGGAAUGAUGAAUUAAAAGAGGAGGUCCUUUCUCUAAAAAAGAGGGAAAGUGAACAUCAGCAGGACCUUCAAAAACUCAGAGAAGAAUGUAAAAUGUGGGAAGAUAAAUGCAAAAUACAAGAAGAAGACAGACUCAAGGAACAGAAACGUGCCAGAGAACAGCAGAGAAUGAAAGAAGAAACUUUAAGGAAUGAAGAUAAAUAUAUGCUGAUGGAACUUCUGCAUGGAAUUGCUGAGAGGAAUUUCCAUCUGGAACACAUUGCACUCGAGCAUGGAAAUGAGCAUCAACAAAACAUUACUGAAGAGGAGCAGGGGAAAGAAAAGGACAAAGACCUGCUUGAUUACAUGCUGAAUAGAAAAGCGGAGCAAUAUCAGAGGGCCCAGCAAGAGAGGACCAAUUAUUACUCAAGGCAGUGGGGCGAUUUAACCCAGAUGUUGCAAGAUCUAGAUAUAUGUGGAGUUGAAAAUCUGUCAGAACUGAGGAAUGCAACAUCUGGUCAGAACUCUGAAAAUUUGGGAGGAACGUUGCAGAAAGAAUUUGACGAAGUAUCCAGACAGCUGCACGAGGCGACAGAUAAGCUUCAAGAGGCUGAAGAGAAGGCGCAGGAGGUAGAGGCCAAGCUCAGAGAGGCAGAGCAUAGGCUGAUUCAAAAAGAAACACUUGAUCGUCGAGCAGCGCUCAAAUCUGAGGCAGACCGAUGUGUUGCUGAUCAAGAUUUCGAUUCUGCUCUUGCUCUCCUGAGAAUUAUUGUAAAGCAGUAUGGCAACGAGUUAGAGUGUCGUGUCAAGGAAGUAAGAUGCUUGUUGGCACUAGCCAGGACGGAGGAGGCCCAGGAAGUGCUCGAUGAACUUCCCAAAGAGUUCAAGGAGACUCAUGUUAUGAAAAUAGAGUCAGCUUUGCUCAGUGCAUGCAAUUUGGAGUUCUGUAAGUCCAGAAUGCUUUUGUCGGAGGUGCUGGAAGUAUGCCCAAAUCACCCAAGGGCAUUGAUAGCACAAAGAUUUGUACAGCAAAGGAUGCUCUGGGAAGCUCUUCCGGGAAUUGUUGAUGCCAAGGACUUUGAAACUGCCCUGGAAAAUAUUGCUUUGGCCACGUCUCUUGGAUGUCUCUAUCCUUGGGUGUCCGUCGACUUGGCCAGAAUUAAAGGGAAUAUUUUAUGCAGUCUUGGAAGGUUGAUGGAGGCAUGCGAAUGUUUCCUCAGUGUUCUUGCCGUGGAUGAGGACGAGGAAGACUGCAGGUUACGACUUGGCUUGUGCUUCUUAUUACUAGGGAGACACAGAGAUGCCAUUUCUGAAUUUACAAGACUAGAAGAAGAGGCUGAAAAGGGAGAAUACUUAAUAUCGCUUGCUGAAGACCUGGAGAGAAUGCAACCAUAUGGUUGCCCCUACAAAGUUCUAGGUGUUGAAACACAUGUUGGUCAGGAUGAAAUAAGAAAGGCCUACAGGAGGAGUGCCCUAAAAUACCACCCUGAUAAGCACAAAGAUGAUGACAAAGACUGUGCACAUUCAAUGAUGCUUCAAAUUAAUUAUGCAAAUGAUUUAUUAAGUAAUAAAAAGAAGAAGAAUAAAUAUGAUAACACCAGGCAAGCUGCUGAAGAGUAUGCAGCUGAAGUAUUUGGGAAUGCUAACCUACCAGAAUGGUUAGAUGAUGAAGAGGAUGACGAAUCAGAAAGUGAUUCGGACUGUGAAUAUAAUUCUGAUUCUGAUGAAGAAUCUGAAUCUAAUGACGAAUCUGAAUCUGAUUCAGAGGAUGAUUCUGAAUCUGAUUCAGAGGAUGAUUCUGAUGUUGAAUUAAUGGAAUGUUCCCAUAGUGAUUAUCUAGAUAAUUACAAGGAUGAUGAGGACGAUGAAGAUGAAGAAUUAGAGGAUGAGGAGGACGAUGGAGACGAAGAAUUGGAGGAUGAGGAGGACGAUGGAGACGAAGAAUUGGAGGAUGAGGAGGAUGAUGAUGAAGAACUGGAUGAGGAGGUUAAUGAUGAUGACACUUGGGAAGAUAUUUCUAGCGAGGAAUAUCUUGAAGAAUCAGAUGAGGAUUUUGAUGCUAUGUCUGAUGAAGAAUCAAAAGAUGAAUGUGAUAAUGAUUCAGUUGUGGAGUCUGAUGAUGACUCCGAUGAUGAAUCUAAUGAAGGAGCCUAA
This is a messenger RNA of Macrobrachium nipponense, 3284 nucleotides long. Its product is annotated as A-kinase anchor protein 9-like. The record is from RefSeq and is a predicted model, not a curated record. Lineage: Eukaryota; Metazoa; Arthropoda; Malacostraca; Decapoda; Palaemonidae. The coding region runs from base 237 to 3284 and encodes 1015 amino acids. The transcript has a single exon. Gene Ontology annotation, molecular function: protein binding.